AUGGAAACGCCGUCCUUACCAUCCUUGAGUCUCUAUAGCUCCAGCAGCAGCACCACCCGGUGGAAUGGCGCAGGUGUCGAGGACAUUUGUGAUCCUCUGACGUCGCAAUGGCUCCGGAGCAUCUACAAGGGUGCUUUCGAGACAAUUCUCGGCUCGUGGAUGGGAAAAUACAGUAAUCCAUUUGCAUUUGGGGACCACAGCUCUGCAGAGAUAUCGGUGAGCAUCUCUCACGUUUGCGAGCAGCUGGACAGCUGGAUGGACGAAGAGUACGACCUCGACUUCGGAUCUCCAUCGACUCGGCGAACGACCAGCACUCAGAUUGCACAGUCUCUCAACCUUACUAUACAUGCUUAUGCUGCACGAUGGCUGCCUGUGGUUGAGUCGACGGCCGAUGCUGAAAUAGUGCGAAAAUUGUGGAGAGCUGCCCGUCGCGACAUGUUGAAGGUCAUCAAUCGGCCUUCUUACCGGUCAAUGUGUACUUUGCUGCUCUUCGCACUGACGCCGAUACCCGUUGGCCUCGAAGAAGAGGAAGAGAUCGAGGGUAUCUCCGGUCAGGUUUGUGUUCAUGCUGCCCUCCAACAGAUUCAACAGCUCCGAGCUCGCCAACGAAGUUUGCAAUUCAACGGUGCUCAGGUCAACCUCACCGCCCCACCAACUCCAGGUCACGGCUCCAGCCCACGGACAAUGACAACUGCCAACUUCAUCACAUAUGAGAACAUUGCUUACUGGGCUGCGUUGACCUUCGACACGUCUGCGUCACUAACAUUGAGCUGUCGCCCACUUCUCUCCUCCGGGCUUUACGGCCUCGAAUCCGAGUCGUGGUGGCGCAUGGUCAAGACUUGUCGAGAGAUCUUUCAGCAAUCCUCCUCUCAUUGGUUGUUGGAGCCUGAGUUGACGGACGACAGAGCUAACCGAAUCAUCGCUGCUGCCUCAGCAUGGAAGCUGGUAGUUUGGAAGCUCACAGCCAACAUGAAAGAAGCCUUGCGCGAUGGACACGAUGAACCCGAGGUCAGUAGAGCCUUUUCCGCAGUCGUGGAAGGGAUCGACCUCUGGAACAGCACCUAUCGAGAUUUGCUGGCUGCGUGUCAAAGGCGCAUACUCUUUUUCCAACAAGAGACGAAGCUCAGGUGGUAUGUGUGCGUGAUGCACUACCACCUCUCCAUUUUGAUCGGCGUCGAUACACUUGCGGCGAGUGAGAGACAGGACUUGUUGGCCCAGUUCUCGGCCAAGCGAACGGAAGCCGAGAGCUGGGUUUUGAACUGCCUACAAUUCGGCUUGAACAACAAGUACACCAUUUCACGCGACGAAAUCAGCGCCACUGUCCCGAUCAUGGCUAUCGAUCCAUAUGCACAUCAUGUGGUUGCCGCAGUCAAGCUGAUGCAACAAGCUAUCGAUCGUGAUUUCGCUGCGCUAAAAAUUUCGGCGGACGCAUACAAUGAUUUGGUGUCAACACUGACACAGGCACUUCAACAUCUCCCAGCAAGUUCAAAAUCAGUCCAGCUUGCUAGGAGCAAAGCUCAGUCGCAGCCCCUGUACUCACAGACCUCCAUCGGCGGUUGA
This is a messenger RNA of Cyphellophora europaea CBS 101466, 1560 nucleotides long. RefSeq lists its product as uncharacterized. NCBI's taxonomy places the organism in Eukaryota, Fungi, Ascomycota, Eurotiomycetes, Chaetothyriales, Cyphellophoraceae. The transcript has 2 exons. The record is from RefSeq and is a predicted model, not a curated record. The coding region runs from base 1 to 1560 and encodes 519 amino acids.